Molecule: messenger RNA, 2979 nt
Organism: Syngnathus typhle (broad-nosed pipefish)
Lineage: Eukaryota; Metazoa; Chordata; Actinopteri; Syngnathiformes; Syngnathidae
Gene: tgfbi
Product: transforming growth factor, beta-induced
Exons: 16
Coding region: 115-2220 (701 amino acids)
Molecular function (GO): protein binding
Source: RefSeq, a predicted model, not a curated record
ACCCCCGCCCUCUCUGGCAUAAAAGUGAGCAAGCAGAAGCCGUGCAAGCGCAAGAAAGACAGAAAGAAGCAGCCAACGAAAGCGUGAGAAGGGAAAUCGAGAAAUUACGCAAGGAUGAAGUCCCGUUGGCCGCUCGCCUUCUUCUUCUUUUUAUUCUGGGGGAGUCCGAGCGCCGCCCGCUCGCCGUACCAGGCCGUCCUGCAGCACAGCCGCGUCCGGGGACGCCAGCAAGGGCCUAACGUGUGCGCCAUGCAGCAGCCGCGAGGCAGCGACAAGAAAUAUUUCGCCAACUGCAAGCAGUGGUACCAUCGCAAGAUUUGCAACCAGCCCACGGUGGUGACAUACGAGUGCUGUCCGGGUUAUGAGAAGAUUCCUGGAGAGAGAGGCUGCCCUGCAGCGCUGCCUCUGGUCAACAUCUACAACACGGUGGGGGCGGUGGGCGCGUCCACCACCAAGAUGUACGCCGACAGAGCCCAACUCAGGGAGGAGAUCGAAGGUCCCGGAAGCUUCACCUUCUUCGCUCCCAGCAACGAGGCCUGGGCCGCGCUGCCCACGGAGAUCUUGGACGCGCUGGUGAGCAACGUGAACAUCGAGCUGCUCAACGCUCUCCACUAUCACAUGAUCAACCGCCGCCUGACGUCAGAAGAGCUCAAGCACGGCUCCUCCUUCGCCUCCAUGUAUCAGGACUUCCACGUGCACGUGCACCACUACUCCAACGGGAUCAUAACGGUGAACUGCGCCCGUCUGAUAAAACCGGACCAGCACGCCACCAACGGCAUCGUGCACGUGGUGGACCGCGUCAUUACCGCCAUAUCCAACAACGUGCACAUGCUCAUGGACGUGGACGACGACCUCGAGACGCUGCGCACGGCCAUCGCCGCCGCCGGCCUCACCAACCUUUUGGAGAGCGAGGGUCAGUAUACCAUCUUUGCUCCGACCAACGAGGCCUUCCAGAAGAUCCCGACAGAGACCCUGAACCGAAUUCUGGGAGAUCCCGUGUCUCUUCGAGACCUGCUCAACUACCACAUCCUGAAGAACAUGCGCUGCGCCGAGUCCAUCGUGUCGGGAACGCCGAUGGAGACGCUGCAGGGCACGGUGCUGGAAGUGGGAUGCGACAAAGAUCGGCUGACGGUCAACGGGAAAGCUGUGGUGGUUAAGAAGGACCAGCUGGGCACUAACGGCGUCAUCCACUACAUCGACGAACUGCUCAUCCCCGACUCGGCCAAAACUCUGCUGGAGCUGGCCGAAGGCUCCAACGUGGCGACGGCGAUCCGAAUGUUUGUGGAGGCGGGCCUGAGCCACCACCUGAAGGGCUCCGAAGCGCUCACCAUGCUGGCCCCAUUGGACGACGCCUUCAGAGGGAGCGUGAGCGGCGACACGCGGAGGGUGAUGAGCAAUCACGUCGUCAAGGAACAGCUGUCGUCCAUGUCCUUGUAUCACAAUCAGGAACUGGAGACGCUCUCGGGUGUCAAACUCCGAGUCUUGGUCUACAGAAACAACUUGUGCAUCGAGAACGCCUGCCUGGCCGCCCACGACAAGACGGGACGCUACGGCACCAUGUUCACCGUGGACAGCGUUCUCACGCCCCCAACGGGAACCGUCAUGGACGUGUUGAAGGCGGACGAUCGCUUCAGCGUUCUGGUUGGCGUCAUCCAAGUGGCCGGGCUGACGGAGCUGCUGAACCGACCGGGCGCGCUGACUUUCUUCGCUCCCACCGACGCCGCUUUCCACGCUAUGACGCAGCCGGAAGUGGGCAAGCUGAUGCGAAACCGCCAGGAGCUGGCAGCUUUGCUCAAAUACCACCUUGGUGAGGGGAUGGUGGUCCGCGGCGGCGUGGGAUCUCACACCAGACUCAAGCCCCUGCUGGGCGACAAGCUGGAGCUGGGCGUGGUCAGUGCUCGCGACUCCCUCGCGCUUUGCGUUCCCCUUAACGUCUGCCACCCGCAGAGGAACAACACGAUCUUCGUCAACCGAGUGCCGGUGGCAAUCGGCGACCUGAUGGCCACCAACGGCGUCGUGCACGGCGUCGACAGCAUCGUCAAACCGCUGCCUCCCAAGGUGGACCGAGAGCAAGCUGACGGCCCGCUGGGUUCCCUCAGGUCUUCGUUUUCUUCCGCUACCUCUUCCAUGAGCUCAGAUUCUAGGAGCUUCAGGAACGACGAACUUUUCAAGAAGGUCAUUCAAAGUCGCUCCAGCAGGACAAUGAAUGCCUCUCAGUGAUGUCACAAUUUUCUCGUGAAACAUUUGCAAUGUUUUUUUUUUUCUUCUUUAAACUAGUGGCUCACAUGCUCCCUGUUGGCAGCCACCGGCCGGCACGCCAUCAAACAAAGAAUUGAGCUUUAAAAUCCUGAAUAGCGCUUCAAAACCAAAAUUUGAAAGCAGUCCAAAUUGGAGGAAGCUUUCCUUGCUUCUUAGCAUUGUUGCUAAAUGCUAACUAGCUUAUUAUCAUUGCUAACUAGCUAGCCAACGCUUGCUCUCCGCUAGUUCGUUCACUAACAAAAGCAGAUCGCCACAAAUCAAUCGUCCGCUUUUGGACGUGGCCAAUGUUGCAUGGUGGGAAACGGAACCGGCCCGCAAUUCAAUCAAGACACUGUUGAUGAUGACGUUUUUCGAAUCAUGGUCACGAAGUCGACCAGUAUGUUUUUGUAAAAUAAAGCUCCGGAGUGGCGAGUGUGUGUGUGUAAGUUGUUGCACACCAAGCUUUUGAAAAUUUGUUUCACUCAUGUUUUAUAAAAUGUGUCACAUUGAUCCCAAGUUUUAUGUUGGAAGGGAAAAUAGAAUUUCACAUUAAAAACAAUUGUGCAAUUACUGUGAAACUGAAAUUGUUUGGUAUUCUGAACACUUCAAAUGGAUCCAACGCAAACACCUCAAGACUAAUCAACGUUUCUCACCAGGAUUAUCAAAAUACAUCCAACACACACACGCGCACGCACAUCGGCGUGAUUAAAGCUGAUCAACGCAGGAUCCAAUUUGAGAUGA